Molecule: messenger RNA, 3806 nt
Organism: Microplitis mediator
Lineage: Eukaryota; Metazoa; Arthropoda; Insecta; Hymenoptera; Braconidae
Product: post-GPI attachment to proteins factor 2-like
Exons: 5
Coding region: 585-1400 (271 amino acids)
Biological process (GO): GPI anchor biosynthetic process
Cellular component (GO): endoplasmic reticulum membrane; Golgi membrane
Source: RefSeq, a predicted model, not a curated record
ACAAAUUAAAAUAAAAUAUUGUAAUAACAAUAGCGGUUUAAUUAUUGUAAGUGUGCGUGUGUGAUGUGUGCAAGUGUGCAAGAUUAGUGUGCGCGAGACGCGAGAUGAACGCGAAACAGCAAACGCCGCGUCGAUCAUGAAAGUCAGAUGGGGAUUGCCGAGUUGGUCGGUUUCAAUCCUGUCGUCUCCGAAAAUCGAUUCCAUAUAUUUUAUAAAGUUAUUUAUUAUUUAUUUAAAUUUUUUAACUGUAACUCCAUGUCAGCACUUUGCAUUGCGAGGAAAAUUAAUUCAUUGAAAAAUACUCACCACAAUGAUUAAUUGUUACAUUAAUUUUUAUCAGUAAUUCGUUAUUUUUAACUCAACAAUUUGCAGUUUAAAUAUUAUUUUUACGUGGUCCCUGUCAUCUUAGUGGUGCAUCGAGAUGAGUGUAUAAUUUUUAAUUAUCUAUUUAAAAGAGCUGAGAUGCACUACGGACUUUUUUUAAAAAUGUAAAAUUUUUUUUGAACAUUCACUGGAACCGAUCGGAUAAAGUUGAUAAGUAAUAAAUAAAUAUGUGUAUAUAUAUGAAUAUUUAGUCGUAAUAAAUGUCGGAAACUGAGAGGCCAAUGGAUAAGGAUAAGGACAAGGAAGCGAUGGAGAUAAAUAAUGUGGGGAAUAACAACAAGAGUUUAAUUCACCUGGCAAUAUCAUUCAGAAAACUGUGUGUUGCUACAGCAUGUUUACCAUUGGUUACACUAUUGAUUUGUUUUGUGACAGCUUAUAUAUUCCAGCAGGAUGAUAUCCAUGAAACACAUUGUCGUGUGUACAACGUCCUGCCAUCAAUAUCAGCAAUCACAGGCGUAUCACCACAGAGAUAUUUCUGGCGGGUAACGAUUGCAUUACACAUUGGACCAAGACUUGUCAUAGCGACAGUCUACCAUUCUUAUUACCGUAAAAUAUUAACAGCUCUUGAAGAUUUGCCAAAGAAAAUGAUUGGAUGCAGACUAUUGAAUGUGUGCUUUUGGUUAAAUAUUAUUGAAAUAGCCGCAUUGUGUGGCGUAACAUAUAUAUCUAAUCGAGAAAAUUACUAUGCUCAUGAAAAAAUCUUUAUAAUGUUCAUGGUCAGUUCACUGACGUACAUGUUGGCAGCAGUUAAACUGGGUCGUUUACUGACGCCCAACGCACAAAGCCUCCACUAUAAAGAAAUUCUAUUUACUACCAGUAUUGUCAGUACAGUUGGCCUUAUAAUAUUUUUUUUGAAACACCGAUUGCUGUGUCAUGAUUUAGCAUUUAGUUGGUUUUCACUGUGUGAAUAUAUAAUAGCAUGUGCAAAUAUGGGUUUUCACGUGACUGUAAUAAUGGAUUUUCCAAAAGAACAAUUAAUUGUCGGAUACGGAUUACCCGCGACAAAACUCGAUUAAUGAUUGUAAAUAAUUAAUCGAUAAAUUAAUAUGAAUAAUAAUAACAAUUGUCAUUAUAACUAAAAUUAAAUUUUAAUUAAUUUCAUCUUUAAGUGCCUGAUGCCCUGAUGUUCGUUAUUAGACGCUAACUUCUAGGAAAUUCAUUUGCCAAUCUCGAAUCUGAUGCUUCCAAAACUGAAAACAAUAAUAAAGUAAUUUAUUGAUAAUUAAAUAAAGUAAAAAAAAUAUGGCACUGGGCACUUGUCAGAUGAUUUUGAACGUGAUAAGGCCUUUUCUUGUUGUACCUCUAAACAGAGAUUUAUACUGAUUAUUAUGGAGUGAGAAUAUUAAUGUCUGUAAGCUAUAAAAAAUGAAUUUAAACGUGAUGAACAAUCGAUAUAUUCAUUAUUUAUUAAUACCGUGCAUUAUAUAUAUGAAUAUAUAUUAAAUUUUUUUUAAAGUUGAUGAAUAAUCGAUUGAUAAUUUAUAGUAAAUUGAUAAAAUAAUUAAUUAAUUAAUUAGAUAAUUUAUGAGUGUGCGUAAACUACGAGUGCAAUAAGACAUCUAGUCGUUUUACUCAUGCAGUCUAGUCGGCAUAAUAAAAUUUUAAUUAACGAGAUAUUAAAUAUGUCCUUAGGAUAUUAUUAUUAUAAAAAAAAAAAUAAAUGCAUUUAAAAUUUAUUAUAUUUAAUAAUUGCGGUAAAAAAAACCGUAGAGACUUUGAAUUUUUUUUAUACGCAAAACAUGAGCGGAUUUUAAUUUAAAAAAAAAGUGUGUAAUUAUAAUAACUUUUUUUGUCAAUACUAAAUAAUUGAAUUAUGUUUAUUAUGAUAAAAUAAAUCUAGUGUAAAGUAUAAUUACGAAACUGUAAUUUAUUAGAAAUGAUAAAAAAACAAAUAAUAAUAAUAAUAUUUCAUCAAAAGUAAAACGUAAUUACAAUGCACGUAGACUGUCAUCGUACUUUUAAAUGUACGGAUAAAUUAUAAGAUUAUUAUUAUUAUUGGUAAAUAUUUUUAAUCAUUUUUUUUAUGGUUGUAAUUUUUUUAUUUGUAUUUAUUUUAAUUAUAACAAUACUUUGAUAUUUUAUUUUAUAAAUAUAUAUGUAAAAUAUAUACAGUAAAUAUACAAUAGAAAAAAUUAGAGUGAUACGUAAAAGUAUCUCGAGAGUUCCAGUGAUUUAUUUGAUAGAAAAAUUAAAUGUCAAAGCUCAGUUUUAAUUGAUAUAUAUUUUUUUAAAUUUAUUUAUUAAUUAUUUUUAUUUAUGUUUAAUUGUUUAAAGAAUUUGUUUUUGUUAUUACUGUAUUUUAAGUGUAACUCGGCGUGGUAGAGAUUAAUCAUGUGAUUGAAAUGAAUAAAUAAAGUGAUAAAUAAAAGAAAGAAAUUAAUUAAAUUACAAAUGAAAGGAUAUAUGUAUGUAUAGUAAUAAAUUUUGAAAUGAUGUGAGGAAAAAGUAAACAAAAGAGAUGGAAAUUACUCAACACACACAUAUCUGUCUAAAGACAUAAAUAAAAUAUGUUAAAUGUUAAAUUAAAUCGCACGUGUAAUGAUUUUAAAUAAAACUUUGAUAUUUAAAAUAUCGAAAAAAAACGUGUGUCCAAUUUACAAUUAAAAUUUUUUUAAAAUUGACAUUAUUUUUAUAUUUAUCAAUACAAUUAUUGUUUAUCUUUUAUAUAUAAUUAUUAUAUAUAUGUGGAUAUAUAUAUUAGGGUGUUAAAAAAAAUUGAUGUUUUUUUUUUCACUCAUAUGAAAAUUUUGCAGAAGAGGUCGAAGAAAAAUUCUGCUAAAAUCUCAGCCCUUCAUUCCAAUUUCAUGGGGGCGAUAAAAAAUUUCGAGCGUCGAUAAAUUUUUUCAAAUCUUAAAGAAAUUUUUUUCUUCAAUUCAUGAUGCAAAAUAAUUCUUGCGCCAAAAAUCCUUUUUUCUCUAGACACCCUAAUAUGUAUACAUGUACAUAUAUAUGUAUGUAUGUAUAUUUUUAUAACUAAUUGGAAUCGAUUUAUGGUGCUUGGAAAAAGACUUUGGUCGAAUGAUAAUUUAAAAAUAACCCAUAACUGAGACAAUUGAUCUCUGUUGAUCUUAAUAAAGCCCGAUGAUCAUUCGUACCAAGGGUUGAUGUCUAAUGUUGUGUGAAAAAAAAAAUAAUGACAGAAGAAAAGAGAGAGUGAUUUCUAAAAAUUGAUUAUACUGAUAAUCAGUAAUUUUAAUCUCAACGAUACAAAUUAAUUUUAAAUUAUUGUUAUUAUUAUUAUUAUUAAUAAUUAAGUAUUAAACUCACGGCCAAUCUAAUGCACCCAAUAAACUUUCAAGACUUGUUAAAAUAAAAAAAAUACGUCUUUUUAGUGUACAAUAAAUAAAAAUACUCAGUAUGUUUGAAUACAAUUGUAUAAUGGUAUCAUCAUGAAAUAAAGUAUAAGUCAAAAGGUUUCAAAA